Messenger RNA from Penicillium angulare, 1620 nucleotides. Its product is annotated as malate synthase. Gene Ontology annotation, biological process: glyoxylate cycle. The transcript has a single exon. Gene Ontology annotation, cellular component: peroxisomal matrix; cytoplasm. Gene Ontology annotation, molecular function: malate synthase activity. The coding region runs from base 1 to 1620 and encodes 539 amino acids. NCBI's taxonomy places the organism in Eukaryota, Fungi, Ascomycota, Eurotiomycetes, Eurotiales, Aspergillaceae. The record is from RefSeq and is a predicted model, not a curated record.
AUGACUUCCGUCGAGACUCAGCUCAAGGAUGUUGCCAUCCUCGGCAGCAUCCCCAAUGAUGCCCGCAAGAUCCUCACAAAAGACGCCUGCGCUUUCCUGGCCAUCCUCCACCGCACCUUCAACCCUACUCGCAAGGCCCUCCUCCAACGCCGUAUCGAUCGCCAGGCCGAGAUCGACAAGGGCCACCUGCCCGACUUCCUCCCCGAGACCAAGCACAUCCGUGAGAACGACGCAUGGAAGGGUGCCCCUCCUGCUCCCGGUCUCGUCGACCGCCGUGUCGAGAUCACCGGUCCCACCGACCGCAAGAUGGUGGUCAACGCCUUAAACUCCGAUGUCUGGACCUACAUGGCCGAUUUCGAGGACUCCAGCGCCCCAACCUGGGAUAAUAUGAUCAACGGCCAAGUGAACCUCUACGACGCCAUCCGUCGCCAGGUGGACUUCAAACAAGGUGGAAAGGACUACAAGCUCCGCACCGAUCGUACCCUACCUACUCUUAUCGCCCGUGCCCGUGGCUGGCACCUAGACGAAAAGCACUUCACCAUCAACGGUGAAGCUAUCUCCGGCUCCCUCUUCGACUUCGGACUCUACUUCUUCCACAACGCCAAGGAGCUCGUCGCCCGCGGCUUCGGUCCAUACUUCUACCUGCCAAAGAUGGAGUCUCACCUUGAGGCUCGUCUCUGGAAUGACGUCUUCAACCUUGCCCAGGACUUCAUCGGUAUUCCCCGCGGUACUAUCCGUGGAACAGUCCUUAUCGAAACCAUCACUGCCGCCUUUGAGAUGGACGAGAUCAUUUACGAGCUUCGCGAUCACAGCUCAGGCCUUAACUGCGGUCGCUGGGAUUACAUCUUCUCCUUCAUCAAGAAGUUCCGUCAACACCCUAACUUCGUUCUCCCCGAUCGCUCAGACGUAACAAUGACAGUCCCCUUCAUGGACUCAUAUGUCAAACUCCUAAUUAAAACCUGUCACCGUCGCGGUGUCCACGCAAUGGGCGGUAUGGCCGCUCAAAUCCCCGUAAAGAACGACCCCGCCGCAAACGACAAGGCAAUGGAGAACGUCCGAGCCGAUAAACUCCGUGAAGUUCGCGCCGGUCACGACGGAACCUGGGUUGCGCAUCCCGCACUCGCCGCUAUCGCCUCAGACGUCUUCAACAAAUACAUGCCCACACCAAACCAGCUCUUCAUCCGUCGCGAAGAAGUCAACAUCACAGCAAAUGAUCUCCUAAACACCAAUGUCCCUGGAAAGAUCACCGAAGAGGGUAUCCGCAAGAACCUCAACAUCGGUCUCAGCUACAUGGAAGGCUGGCUCCGUGGUGUUGGCUGUGUCCCAAUCAACUACCUCAUGGAAGACGCUGCUACUGCUGAAGUCUCCCGUUCCCAACUCUGGCAAUGGGUUAAGCACAAUGUUGCCACUGCCGAGGGCAAGCGUGUUGAUAAGGCUUACUCGCUUCGUUUAUUGCAGGAGCAGGCUGAUUCGCUUGCUGCUAAGGGUUCUAAGGGUAACAAGUACCAGCUUGCUGCACGGUACUUUGCUGGUCAGGUCACUGGUGAAGAUUACGCUGAUUUCCUGACAAGCUUGUUGUAUAAUGAGAUUUCUUCUGCUGGCUCUGCUGCUAAGCUUUGA